AUGGCGGCGGGCGGCGUGUGGGUGUUCCGGAAGGACGGGGUGAUGGAGCUGGAGCGGGAGGUGUCGAGCCGGAAGGCGCUGGUGUACGUGCCGGCGAACGAGACGAUGCGGUCGCUGCGGGCGCUGGAGCGGCGGCUGGGGUUGCUGGGAUGGGAGCGCUACUACGAGGACCGCGCCGUCGUGCAGCUCCACCGCCGCGACGGCAGCCUCGACCUCAUCUCGCUGCCGCGAGACUUUGCGCGGUUCCGCUCCGUCCACAUGUACGACGUCGUCGUCAAGAACCGAGGCCACUUCAAGGUCGUCGACCUCUAA
Molecule: messenger RNA, 312 nt
Organism: Triticum turgidum subsp. durum (durum wheat)
Lineage: Eukaryota; Viridiplantae; Streptophyta; Magnoliopsida; Poales; Poaceae
Source: the annotation of a GenBank genome assembly